Messenger RNA from Ylistrum balloti, 1020 nucleotides. RefSeq names its product carbohydrate sulfotransferase 10-like. Gene Ontology annotation, cellular component: membrane. Gene Ontology annotation, molecular function: sulfotransferase activity. The transcript is spliced from 2 exons. NCBI's taxonomy places the organism in Eukaryota, Metazoa, Mollusca, Bivalvia, Pectinida, Pectinidae. Gene Ontology annotation, biological process: carbohydrate biosynthetic process. The coding region runs from base 1 to 1020 and encodes 339 amino acids. The record is from RefSeq and is a predicted model, not a curated record.
AUGGCUGGCAACCCAGACAAACAUUUCCUUAACAUCGGAUUGAAAUAUUCAAGGAAGAACGGACUAGAAAUCCUGAAAUUAAUUGAUUCGAUCGGGAAAGUAACUGCAAAGUCACCCGAUCGUUCUCAGACGCAUGGAAAUAGAAAAACUAUCCUACAAGAGAAAUGUACCCAAGUCCAGGAGACAGACAUAGACAAUAUCACUCCGGUAUACUUUUAUUCCAAAUCCAACAAUGUGGCGUUUUGUAAAGCACCAAAGACAGGAAGUACCUUCAUCGGAAUCGUGGUAAAUUUACUAGAGUAUGAAGGAAAUCUUAAGGAAAACAUGUUUUAUGUAAACCGGGAAAUAGUGCACGGUAGAAAUGAAGCAACUCUUGGCACCGUAAUGAAACGUAGAUCACGUGAUAUGAAGAUGACCCUUGUCACUAGAGAUCCAUAUACCAGGCUAUUUUCGGCCUAUUUAGACAAAUAUUUUAUCUUGGGUAUAUGGGGAAGAGAAUUGGCUAAGACCAUAGCUAAAAGUCACCGAAAAAUAAGAGACGGUUUCUGUGGAUUUGAUAUUUCAUUUGACGAGUUUUUAAAUUAUGUGACGAAUAUUAGUCUCGGCGACAGGCGGGUUGACAGGCACGUUUUGCCCGUGUCGAGUCUGUGUCAUCCAUGCUCUGUACGCUAUGACGUCAUAUGUAAACAAGAGACACUGACUUCUGAUACAGAGCAUGUCCUAGAAGUGAUGAACAUCACCGAUCAGAAGCGACGCGCUGUGAUGGAUAUGAUUGGUAGAAAAACACAGAAGGAUAACUUACCUGCGUUUACCGCCGAUAGCGUGACAUCUCUCAUUAUAGAACAAAUACAUCGCAGCCCUGUAACAGAGCGUCAGAGACUCCGACAAAGGGAACGCGCAUUACGAGACGCCUACGAUAGUGUUAAGUCUGAUACGAUCGCAAAAGUGCAAACUAGAUUUUCACAAGACUUUCAACUUUUUAGCUAUGAUCGGUCUCCUCCUCACUUUGUUCAAAGGUAG